Molecule: messenger RNA, 6676 nt
Organism: Triplophysa dalaica
Lineage: Eukaryota; Metazoa; Chordata; Actinopteri; Cypriniformes; Nemacheilidae
Product: leukocyte immunoglobulin-like receptor subfamily B member 3
Exons: 13
Coding region: 3194-5893 (899 amino acids)
Biological process (GO): cell surface receptor signaling pathway
Molecular function (GO): transmembrane signaling receptor activity
Source: RefSeq, a predicted model, not a curated record
ACUCCCAGCAUGCAUUGCAGUUGAUCCAUUUAUCUGAAAAAGUUUGAUGAUUUUCAGCAUCGUUGAUGUUUACACAUGUUGAUAAAACUUUGUUUAUUUUGCAUUUUUGUGACCAAAACAUAUUAAUCAAUCAUUAACAACAAAUCACUGAAUAUAAAUUGAAUGCUGCUUCUUUAUAAAGUUAUUUUGAUUUAAGCCAUUAAUAAUUUUUAACAUUGAUUUAUUGGUUGCCUGCUUCAGGGUAUUAGAGUUUAAUAUUGUCUUGUGUUGGCAUUUUAAAGAGUUUUUGUAACGUCUGUUUUAGGAGUUGUGGAGAAGAGCAUCUUGUUGGGUUUACUUGAUUCAGUCAUGUUCACUUAACAUGUUAAUUUCAUGUUUAGAAAACACGACUCAAACAUGUGGAGCCACUGGGCAUGAUUGAAUCAUGUUAAACCAAAUAGCUUCUUUUUAAGUGGAAGUUUGAGCUAGAAACCUAUACGAUUGUGUUAUAUGAAAGUGAUUUGUUCAAGUAAAGUGAACAGUAUCAAAAAUUCAUUGUGGCUGAUCAGUGGUAAAAAGACACAAAUGGAGACAAAUACCGCCAGAGCUCAGAGACAUAAGUGGUUCAUAAGUGCAACAGCAAGUGAUGUGCAGGGGACCUUAGUUGACCAAAUCCUCAUUAUCAUCACACAUUUUUCUAUCUUCUACAAGUCUGUUUGCCUUCAUAUUUCACGGAUUAUUUCUGCUUUCUCCAAAUUAACUACUUGCAUAUGGUGACCAUGUUGGAUUAAGUGAGUGUGUAGCGAGUGUGUAGCGAGUGUGUAGUGAGUGUGGGCAUCUAUACUUCACUUCCUGUUCACAUCUGCACACACAGACACACACAGUGAUGAAUACACUGACAAGUGCAGACUGUAAUGGUAAAUAUAUAAUGUUAUUCCAACAACAUUAUGAAAAAGCAACGUGAAUAUGAGACGUGAUGACAGUAUUGAAUCAAUACAAUAUUCAUGUUUAUUAGUGUAAUGAUGAUUCAUACCAGUCUGAUGAGAUGUUUUGGCCUAAAGAAGAUUUUCUGUCAUAUUGAUGAUUUAACACUUUCUUCUUUUAAAAAAAAGCCCAGAUUUGCUAGUCAAAAUUCUCUGACAUUACGACGGGAAGGAAAGAUGCCCAUGGGUCCAAACCUAGUCUGUUACUUUUGAAUUUGUUUCACAACAAUCUAUAAUCUUUUCAUAAACCCUUAAAUGGCAGAAAUUCUAAAGAAUCAAUCUACAGUCAUUCAGAUUCAGAUGAUUUGACUUUUUGUUUUAUUAUGUUUUUGUUUUAUUAUGUAUCGUAAAACUGUCUGUUUUCUUGCAUGACAGUAGACAUCAAGACAAGGUAUAACCUAGCUGUGGAACUUUUAACGCACCAUCAAAGACAUACUUGUACAAAAACAAAGUUCUGACAAUAGGCAUUUUCUGUACAUACAACAAGUGACAAAGUUUACAUAAAUCUAUAUAUGUAACUACAUAGCAGUAAUAUAAUGUGUGUUUAACGCACUGGCUAAUUGCUAACUGGCUAUUGUAUAAGAGCAAUGGAUCAGAAAAAAAUUCAAACAUGCUUUAUUUUCCAAUUGUGCACACAAAGACAAGCAACGUGUUGUGGUUUCAGGGGUCAGAAUGAAAAAAUACGGUAAAGACAAACACAGGAAAUGGAAAAAAUAAAAUAUAGAAUGAAAAUAAAAUACAUCAAUGAUGAAAAUAAUUAAUUUACAUAAGAGGUUAGAGGGACAGUUAAUUAUAGAUAUGUAAAGGAUAAUAAAACUGUGUAUACUAUGCUUUUUACAAAUAUACAAGUAAUUUACUUAAUUAUGCAUAAACCGUACUGCAUGCUCUACUCUAGAAUAUUACACUUUCGAACAUGUAGGUACUAUUGGAUGUGAUUAAUAUUCAUGGUGGAGAUAGGUUGCCUAAAAACUGUUCUAUCAAAGUAAUAUUGAGAAUGGUAAGGGGAGUGUGUGAUGGAGGUUCCACGUGAAGUUCACGGUCAUCUCAAGGGGCAUUCAGCAUGUUUUGACUCAGACAGCAAGCAGCCCAUCCUCUGUGCACUCUCACACACACACACACACACACAUACAGACACGUGCUCGCUCGCACGCACGCACCGCACGCAGGCACACGCACACACACGGACACACGCCCACAGACACACAUAGACAACCGCACGCAGGCACACACACACAUGCGCACACAGACACAGAAAGUUUUUUUUUUAAACGUAAAAGAAUUGAAACGCGAGAUGGUCCCUAAGCUAAGCGUGAAUAAGAAACUGGAAAAGCGGAUGCUUCGCGUUUUUAAGGUGGAACGGAUAGUGUCAGUAAGAAACUGCGAAUAAGAAGCUGGAUUCAGCCUCGUUUUACAAGGUGUGUUCAUUAACAUGACAUCUGCAUUUUUGCCAUUCUUUGUUAUAAAUGCAUCUUAAUAUGAUGUGGAAGCUAUACAAGACCCUUUCCCAUUCACUGUUUAAAAGUUUUAUGUGCGUUCAUCCCUCGUUAACUAUUUGUUAACGUCACCUGAAGCAAAAUGAAAGCACUAAACACCAAUGACGUCAUACUUCCACGAUCAAGAUGAUAUUGUAGCGCACAGAAAGUGUCAUUAAUGAUGAUGUGCUACAGUUUUAGAGAGUUGACGGUAGUUUUGACAGCUCCAGAAAGAGGACGGGCAGAUAAGAGUUACUGUAGAUCAGCCCGGUGCGGCAGUGCUAUUCACUGUUCUGAGUUCAGAGGAUAUAAAAGUGUACAGAAGCUCUAUGUCGUUUUUCAGACGCUUCAGUAUUUUUAUCAUUAAUUGAAAACAUAUUGUGGAGGUAAUAGAUGAACACGCAGUCAUGCAGAGAGUGACAGCGCUAGUGCUAAUCAGAAUGAAUGGCAGGGAAACAUAUUAAGUUAUUUUUACUAAAUAAUGAUUCAGCAGUUGAUUGUGAUAUUUAUUUUAUGGAUUUGUGGCUGUUGUUGUCACUUUAAAAUAUAAAUGUUGCAGAUUGACCUAUUAAUGUGAUAUUCAUUUGAAUAACAAUAACUUGUAUUUAUGCUUUUCUGCAUAUUAUUUCUUAAUUAUUUAUUUCAGUAAUGUAUACAAUAUGUGGUGAUUAGAGUGUGGCUUUCUCUCUAUAUAUAUAUCCUCAUUGGAGGCUGAGCCCCCCUAAUAUUGAAAACCUAGAAUUGCUCCUGAUCAGCUCCAUGUUUAAAUUGUUACAAGUUUUCUUCUUUACAGUGCUGAUUUCAUCCAUCGACUCUGAAGAAACUGUAGAAAGACCAAAAGCUGAAGUGGUUGUAUUACAUGGUGAACUUGUAUUUGAAGGAGAAUCUGUCACUCUCACAUGUGACAUCAAUGGGGAAACAUCAGUCACAAGCUGGCAGUACAGAUGGUAUAAAGAUUCAGUCAUCCAGCAGAAUAAACAUCAGAAUUACACAAUCAGUUCUGUUAGUAAGUCUGAGGCAGGUCAAUACACCUGUGAAGGAACAGAGAUCAGUGGAUCCCGAUCAUCAGACACCAGUGAUGCAGUUACACUGAAAGUAUCAGAUAUUCCCAAACCAACUUUUAAUGUGCAGCCACAGUCUGUGUUCACUGGAGACUCAGUUACUCUGACCUGUGAGGUGCAUCAGUCCACUGGAUGGGAGUAUAACUUUUACACACCCUCACAGCACGGAAACUAUGAAGCUUCAGGAACUAAAACAAUCAAAGUCUCUGAUGGAGUACAGUACUGGUGCAGCGCCAGGAGAAGAAACUAUUACACAUAUAACAGUGACCCCAUAACAGUGACAGUAGAGAAGAGACCAAAAGCUCAAGUGUCUUUAUGGCCUGAUGGACGAUUAUUCAGAGGAGAAACUGUCACUCUCACAUGUGACAUCAGUGGAGGAGGAGUCACUAACUGGCAGUACAGCUGGAAUAAGACAAGACAUAGUCAGCUCUCACAAUACAAUAUCAGUAAUCUACAGUAUUACACAAUCAGAUCUGUUAGUGGGUCUGACGCAGGUAAAUACACCUGUAGAGGAACAGAGAUCAGAGGAUCAUGGUAUUCACACAUCAGUGAUGCAGUUACACUGACAGUAUCAGAUUUACCCAGAGUUACAGUGAGAGUAACACCAGACACAUCUGUGUUCACUGGAGAGACAGUCACUCUGACGUGUGAGAUAGAAGAACAAUACAGAUCAUUAGACUGGAGAUAUCUGUGGUAUAAAGACAGAACUGUGAAUCCAGUGUUUUCCUCAGACUCAAACAUCUUCACCAUCAGUUCAGCAUCUGAUCAGGAUGAGUUCUGGUGUAGAGGAGAGAGAGCUAAACGCCCCUCAUCCUCACAGGACAGUGAUCAUGUGACUCUCUCUGUUAAAGGAUCAAAACCAAAAGCUGAACUCACAUCAGAUACUGAAGGAUCUGUACUGACGGGAAACACAGUGACUCUGACGUGUCUCAUGAAUCAGUUCACUGGAUGGAAGUUUAACUGGUAUCAACACACACAGAACACUGAGAAGACGACAACAGAUACAAACACCUACACAAUGUCCAAUGUUAGAGUUUCAGAUGGAGGUCAGUACUGGUGUAGAGCUGGAAGAGGGAAUCCAGUCUAUUACACAGACUACAGUGAUGUUCUGUGGAUCAAUGUUACAGAGAGUCCUAAAGCAGUUUUGAGCGUUGAGCCUGACAAACAGCUGUUCUCAGGAGAAACUGUCACUCUGAGAUGUGACAUACAGACUAAACAAGACACUGAGUGGACAUACAGCUGGACUGUAGAGAAAUAUAACCAACAGUAUACAGUCAACCGAUGCAAAACACAAGAGUGUAAAAUCAGAGUUUAUCACAGUGACAGCGGUCACUACACGUGUAGAGGAAAGAGUGUAAAUGGACAAAACUCUGAGAAGAGUGAAGCUGUUACACCGACUGUAUCAUCAUAUAAACCCAAGACACUUUUAAGAGUUUCUCCACAGCAGUGGCUGACUGAAGGAGAUUCAGUGACUCUGAUGUGUGAGGUUAACAGAUCCUCUACAGGCUGGACAUUCAGCUGGUUCACUGAACACAAUCUCUCCUCAGGUUAUGAUCUGGUGUCAGACAGCAGUGGAGGAUCUAAAGGAAACUACACUGUGAGUUCUGCUGCUCUGAAGCACACAGGAGUUUAUAUGUGCGGAGCAGAGAGAGGAGAUCCAGUCUAUCACACACACAACAGCAGCACACAACCACUGUGGAUCACUGGUGUUUCUUCUUCAGUGUCUCUGAUCAUCAGACCCAACAGAACUCAACACUUCUCAUCUGAAUCUCUCUCUCUGAGCUGUGAGGAUCACAGGAACUCUACUGGAUGGACAGUGAGAAGAUACACAAACACACUGGAAACUUGUUCAUCAUCAUCAGUCAGAUCUACAGGAACAGAGUCUACAUGUACCAUCAGAUCUCUCAUCACAUCUGACACUGGAGUGUACUGGUGUGAGUCUGAAUCUGGACACAAACUUCAUCCUGUUAAUAUCUCAAUACACAAUGGUGAUGUGAUUCUGGACAGUCCUGUUCAUCCUGUGACUGAAGGAGAUUCUCUGACUCUUCACUGUUUAUAUCGAGAUAAAAACCCAUCAAACCUCAGAGCUGAAUUCUAUAAAGAUGGAUCAGUGGUGCAGAAUCAGACUACAGGAGACAUGAUGAUCAUCUCUACAGUCUCAAAGUCACAUGAGGGUUUCUACUACUGUAAACACCCAGAGAGAGGAGAGUCUCCAAAGAGCUGGAUCUCAGUCACAGGUUUUCAGGACGAGAUGUCUGGUCUCAAGAUUCUCAGUUUUCUGUUGGCAGUUUGUCCAUAUCUGAUAGUGACAGUCGUGCUGGUGUUCAAAUGCUACAGAUUGAGAGAUGAAACAUCUGAUUCAUCAGAUCACAUGAAAAAAUGUUGCUUCUGGAUGUAAUAAUGUGAUGUGAUUAAAUAUGAAUAAAUGUAAUGAUGUGAUCUCAGAUUAAAUCAAAGACCAGAGGAGAAAAACACACCAGUACAUUUACUAAUACUUACUAUUAACAACUCAAAGCUUUAUGUGCAUCACAGACAGUAAAUGUUUGUAAUCUCCAUUUUCUUUUAUUAAUAGACUUUGUGUCAUUAUUACUAUUGCAUUGAUUUAAUUGAGUUCAUUGUUGUGUUAUAUGUGUGAACUUUUCUUACUGUGUAAUAUUCAUGACAGCCAUAACAUUUGUUUUCAUCAUAAUAUUUAAGUGUCAUGUGAUAAUGUAUACAUCUGAUAUCAGUUUCAGUAACAAAACAUGGAUGGUAAAGAAAACAGGUUUGAUUAUUAUCACGGUCUUGAUCUGAGAAGUUUAAGAAACACAACAGCUCAUGUGAGUCACAGUUAUCUCAGUUUAAUGAUGCACUGCCCUGUUUACUGUAACUGAACCACAAUAUUCUGGUACAUAUGGAUGUCAGUCAUCUCAAAUGGAUAAUAUACUAUACAUUUGCUCCUCUAUUCUGUCAUUUACCUCAAUUCUGAAUUGAAAUUUAAAUGAUAUCCUAAACUCGCAGUUUUCAACUAUGCAUGAGAUCAGGGACAGAAGGCAUAAUUUAAUCAAAUAAAAAAUUUGCAAGCAUAAACAUUUUGUUUUUCUUUUGUUAUGAGUCUUGUGUAAAUACUUUUAUAUCGUUGAUGUGUUGCAGUAAAAGUUUUAUCAGUAAAUGCACCUUUUUAUGUGCCAUUGAAAGAGAG